AGGCGAAUGUACUGAGAUGAUCAAAAGAGGAAAAAUUGAUGAAAGGAUAAUCAAUGAAAAAUAAAAAUCUACUGCAUUACUUAUAAAUGCAGAAAAAUGUGAAUGAACCCAACGAUGCAAAUAAUGCAAAGACAUCGUGGAAGUGAAAAAUGCAUUUGCUUGUUUUGACCAGCCGUUCUCCAGGCCUGAUCGAUCUGCACCCACCACAAAACAACAUCAUAACGCCUCGAGUACAAGGAGAUUUUUGUCGUCAUCUCAUCCGACCAGAGGGUGAAGUGAUCUCCCCGCCAAAUAACGUCCUUCUGAGCCACUCACAUCCACCACACCCCGCUCGCUCGCACCGUGUGGAAGCAUGUCGGCCUCAGUCCCCGGCCAUCGAGGUGGGGCCCCGAUUGUCAAUCAUGGAUCCGUUGGUCUGGCUCGUCGAGCUCGUCCUCUCCACCCUCCAUCUCCAUCCAGUAUUAGUGGCAGCCACUCCGGCACGCCGUUUUUGGAUCAGAAUCUCCGCAUCACGGUCAAGGGAGGCCAAGGCGUGGAGCGGGUCAUUGAGUAUGCCGAACCGACCCUCUCCAGCGUCUCCUCAUCGCCUCCUGUCCCCGUCCCCGCCCCCGCCCCCAUAUCAUCCGAAAAACGUUCGAUUGAUUCGAAGAAUGGGACCACGCCCAACUUGUCCCUUGAAUCCGGAUUGAAUGAGGUGGUGGGUCGAUUAGCUCAGUUGGGCCAAUUGCGAUGGCAGGAAAAGGCCCAGGUUCGGUUAACCCACUUUGAAAAUUGGGCCGAGUUUUGGGUUAUGCGGGCAGAGGCUCAAGAUUUAUUGGGCCGCCUUAUCAACGAGCCUUUGGCGGCAGCCUUGGCCCCGGUCCAGGACCCGCCUUUCCCCGGUAUGAAGUUCAUCAUUCGAUCCCCCACGCAUGGAUUGGUCCGGGUUGAAAUUGAGGCCGUCAAGAAGAAAGGCAUAAUUGAAGUCUCGCUGAUGGAUGUGGGUGUAGUUGAGAUGAUCAAGGUUGAGGCUUUGUUGGUCAUGCCACCGCUUUUGUUGGAGGUGCCUGCAUUAGCUGUGCAUUGUAAGUACGUGAAAACCAAGGAGGUUCCCCAGGUGAAGCAACUCGAUCAAACUCAUUUCACUAUCGAGUGUCAAGGCUGGAACGAAGAAGGUGAUGUGAUGGUGGUUGAUAUCCCAGAUAUCAUUCAGUUGUAUAGUUCGAAAGAUUCCUUUAAACCGGUGCCAGCCUUUGAGGUAGAAUCAUCCGACUUGGAGUAUGAGGAUGCGGUGGAAGAGGUCAAGAACAGCCAAGACGAACCGAUUGGAAUUCCUUCACAGGACAGUUCUUUCAGUCAAAUCCCAAGAAGUUUUGAUGCGGAUCCAGUGGCUCCUCUCAAAUCGGGAAAAGACAAGAAACUUUCGGGGAAAAGACCCUUUGCUAUUCCCACAAUUCCCCCUCUUCCAAUCCGGUCCUCGCCCGAAAUGCUAAGUGCCGGUACGUUAAGACGAAAUAUCGACUCUUUUGUGAUACCCGAAACUGUUUCACCUUUCGAUCCAACUCAGUGCAUUCCUAGUGAUGAAUUUGUGGUCGUUCACGUGAUUGACGUGCAAGCCUUUGACUCCAUUUUGGUGACCUAUCAAAAUAACGAGAUAGAAGUCAAUAUUCAAGGCCUUCAUGUUGGGCAUGGUUACAAUCCAAGCGAUGAUGAGUGGAAUUGCCGGGCCGUGCAGUGCCUGAAAAACUUGCUUUUGGACCAAGAUGUGGUGGGAAACUUGAUGGUUAAGCGAACCGCCCAUAACUCAUUUGGUGUUGCUUUUCAAAAACUGGAAGUAGAAUGUCAGCUCUUCGACGAGAAUGUCGCAAGUAUGCUCAACGAGUUGGGCGAUGGUCUAUUUUCCUUGGCUGAAGUUACCAAUGCGUUUCAUAUCCAUGACCUUCCCCCUUUGGAGGACUUCAACACAAUCAAGGACUCCGUUUUCAAAUUUUCUUGCAUCACAAACUUUACAGAUGCUAUCUUUGUCAAGUUGAAAAAGCAUGAGGAAACCUUGAAAAAGAUGGAAUCUUUGAUUGCAAAGGUCGACCGCAAACCAAUCGAGAAGUCAUCUUUGUCAGAAGGCCUUCUGGUGUUAGCCGAAUAUGAAUACUCAUUGUAUCGAGCCUGUGUGAAACAUUGGGAUGACGACGAUAUUGUCCAAGUUCUAUUCAUUGAUCACGGGAACGAAAAGUCGUAUUGUGUGGGAGACCUGUACGUCUUGCCGGAGCAGUUCAUGGAUUAUGCUCAAUUCUGCCAUCUAGUUCAAUUGAAAUGGGUGGAACGGAAGGAAAUGACCGACAUGGAAAUGGUCCGGUCUCUAAAAUUGCUGAACGGAACAGAUGGUGAUUUGAAACUGGCACUUUCCCAUAUAACCAAAGAUGGAAUGCCCGUGGUGACCCCCAGAUCGAAAGCAAAUCGAUAUCUCAUGGCAGAUUUCAAAAACAUUGUCCUUGACGUGGGCCUUAGCAUACACAAUCGAGCCGAAGACCUCGGUUGUCCAUCGGCGAAAGGUGUCAUUCAAGGCGUUAUUAUUCGGGUUUGUGAGGAGGAUCCUUCCGUAUUCUACCUGGUGCCGGAUGAAAAUCUCGAAUUAGGCAUCGAGAUCAAUCGGAGAUUGGCCAAGUUCUACGCAUCCCAUUCUAGGCCUGACCUUUACGUUCCAUCCGAGUCGGAGGUGUUGGCGUACCGCGACGAAGGCAAUAAUUUCUAUCGGGUGAUCGCCAAAAAUGUGGACGAAGAAUCGGUCACAUGUUAUUUCAUCGACUACGGGCUAGAAGAAGAAGUCGAACCUUGUGAUCUGUUUCCCCUCAUCACGAACGUCGAGGAUUAUGCCCAAUUAGCCCUUAUUUGCCGAGUGGUCGAGACAUCGGUCCUGAAGCAAAUAGCAAGGUCCCAAAGGUAUUUGGUGGAGGUUGUCGAAAAAGAUUGCAAUCAUGUGCGGGUUAAUGUCUUGGAACAUGUACCUUGAGUUCUAAGAUGCCCAGUUUAUCCUUCAUGGCGAAAUCUUUAUUCCGAUAUUAAUACUGACACAAGAACUAUUGCAUACCUCAUCAAAGCGUUUCAAGAUGUGCUUUGGUUGAAAUUAGAAUUGGAAAAGGAAUAGAUUCUGUAUUGCUUGUAGGCUUCAUUAAUGAAUUACUGCGAAUAAAUUACCGACGUUCAGUUACUUGAGACCA
Messenger RNA from Tigriopus californicus, 3194 nucleotides. RefSeq lists its product as uncharacterized. The transcript is spliced from 3 exons. The record is from RefSeq and is a predicted model, not a curated record. Lineage: Eukaryota; Metazoa; Arthropoda; Copepoda; Harpacticoida; Harpacticidae. Bases 353 to 2986 code for a protein of 877 amino acids. Gene Ontology annotation, biological process: spermatogenesis.